CAUGACAACCUGAGUGUAUAAUCAUUCACUGGUUCACCACUUUCAAAAUUCAAGAGUUGGCAAAUUAUUUUUCGGUCGAAAUUAAAUUCAGAAUAACUGAAAUAGAAUUCGACAGAGAACAUUACAGACAGAAGUGAAAAUGAAAGUGUUUUUGUGCGUUUUUGUGAUUGCAUUUGUUGCAACCAAUUUAGUUUCUGCGGAAGAGCAUCAUCGUGGCCCACCAAAUUCAGCUCAUCUUUGGGAUAACAACAAAUGCUGUAAUGUUGAAAACAAGGACACCAAAACUGAAUUCCUUGAAGGAGUUAUCAAGAAUGCAGAAGAAUGUCAUAAAACAUAUGGUCCACAAGGGCCAGAAAAGCCACCGAAAUUCGAUUGCUACGCCGAAUGUAUUGGAAAUAAAACUGAAAUUCUUAAUUCUGAUGGAACAUUAAACGAAGCCAAUUAUAAAACUUUCGUAACAAAUUGGGCCGAACCAUUUGAUCAUCAAAAAGCCGUUGUUGAAGCAACUGUAACAAAAUGUUUGGAAAAAGUAAAAACUCCAGAUAGUUCCGAGGAGAAGAGCCAAGAUGGUUGCAGCAAAAUCACAGCGAGAGUCUUUCAUUGCACUAAAGGAGAACUUUUCAAAUCUUGCCCAGCUGAUAAACAAGACACUUCAGAAGGUUGUAAAAAGUUCCGCGAAAUGGUUGAAAGCGGAAAGUUCAAGGGACCACGUGGACAUCCACCACCACCACCGCCAACACAACAAUAAAUGACUGAUUCUAUGGACAUACACUCGACAAAAGGCCAAUUUCCAAACGUUGACGUUUCAAAGCAAUUCAGUAUAAAACAGUGUUCAAUGUUCAUGUUGUUACAAAGUGUAAACAAAUUUGAUUAUAUCCAAAGAAAUACAAUGAAAUGUACUUGGAAUCCAAUAAAGCAAAAAACAAU
Molecule: messenger RNA, 927 nt
Organism: Contarinia nasturtii (swede midge)
Lineage: Eukaryota; Metazoa; Arthropoda; Insecta; Diptera; Cecidomyiidae
Product: general odorant-binding protein 67-like
Exons: 3
Coding region: 140-748 (202 amino acids)
Molecular function (GO): odorant binding
Source: RefSeq, a predicted model, not a curated record